AUGGAACUUGUAAAUGGUAGCUGGUUCCAGCCACCCACUCUCCUUCUAACAGGCAUUUCUGGACUGGAGGCUGUGCAAAUAUGGAUCUCUAUCCCACUGUGUGUCAUGUAUCUAACUGCCCUCCUGGGGAACUGCAUCAUCCUCUUUGUUAUCAAAACCACGUCCAGCCUUCAUGAGCCUCAAUACAUCUUCCUAUCUAUGCUGGCAACCACAGAUGUAGGUCUGUCUUUAUCAACUCUACCUACAGUACUCAGGGUCUUCCUCCUGAAUCGCAGAGAAAUUGAGUUCCAUUCUUGUCUAACACAAAUGUUCUUCAUUCAUACUUUCUCCUCCAUGGAGUCAGCCAUCCUGUUGGCCAUGGCCUUUGACCGAUUUGUAGCUAUUCGCAACCCACUGCGCUACACUGUGAUCUUAACCUCUCCUCGAAUUAUUGGGAUGGGAAUUGCAGCCGUGUUUAGGGGUGAUGUUGUUCUAUCACAUUGUUAUUGCUACCAUCCUGAUGUUAUGAAGCUGGCAUGUGGCCCCAUCAGAAUCAACAUCAUCUACGGAUUGUCCCUUGUCCUCUGCUCCUUCGGAGUUGACUCUGUGCUCAUUGUCAUUUCAUACAUACUUAUUUUGAAAACAGUGCUGGCUAUUGCCUCAGAAGAUGGUCAGUUCAAGGCACUUAAUACUUGUGUGUCCCACAUUUUCACUGUCUGUAUCUUUUAUGUGCCACUCAUUGUGCUGGCUCUAAUUCACAGAUUCGGUACGUUCAUGUCUCCUGUUCUCCAUGUCACCAUGGCCAAUCUCUUUCUCUUUUUGACCCCUGUCCUUAAUCCCUUGGUUUAUAGCCUAAAAACCAAACAGAUAAGAUCUGUAAUACACAAGGUAUUCAAGGGCAGGGGAAACUUGCUGUUGUCAAGGGUGGCUUAG
This is a messenger RNA of Mustela lutreola (European mink), 912 nucleotides long. RefSeq names its product olfactory receptor 51A4-like. The record is from RefSeq and is a predicted model, not a curated record. Gene Ontology annotation, biological process: G protein-coupled receptor signaling pathway. Gene Ontology annotation, cellular component: membrane. NCBI's taxonomy places the organism in Eukaryota, Metazoa, Chordata, Mammalia, Carnivora, Mustelidae. Gene Ontology annotation, molecular function: G protein-coupled receptor activity; olfactory receptor activity.